Candidozyma auris is the source of this 1941-nucleotide messenger RNA. Its product is annotated as putative electron-transferring-flavoprotein dehydrogenase. The transcript has a single exon. Gene Ontology annotation, molecular function: electron-transferring-flavoprotein dehydrogenase activity; iron-sulfur cluster binding. The record is from RefSeq and is a predicted model, not a curated record. Gene Ontology annotation, biological process: electron transport chain. Bases 1 to 1941 code for a protein of 646 amino acids. Gene Ontology annotation, cellular component: mitochondrial inner membrane. NCBI's taxonomy places the organism in Eukaryota, Fungi, Ascomycota, Pichiomycetes, Serinales, Metschnikowiaceae.
AUGUUCCGCCGAGGAUUGGUUCUACUACUGAGGCCUUCACCAGCAAGAAGAACCGAUUUUUCGCUGCUAAGAAAGCUGCUAGGUAGCUGUGCCCCAUUCACUAGAUUUCUUCUGCAUCGUCACUUUCAAACUUCUCGAGCUUCCUUCUUCCAUACUGCCCCUAUCUGCCAUAAUGAGAUUCCCUUUGACCAACUAUCACAAGAAGACAAGGAUACCCUAACUGAGGAACGAGCCACCGACAACGUUGAUGUUUGUAUUGUAGGCGCAGGUCCUGCCGGGCUAGCCUCGGCUAUUAAGCUCAAACAGCUUGACAAUGAAGAAGGCCUGGGAGAAUUGAGGGUGGUGGUGCUUGAAAAAGCACCAGACUUUGGAUCCCACAUUGUUUCGGGCGCAGUGCUCGAGCCUAGAGCGUUGAAGGAGCUUUUUCCUGAUAGUGAGUAUCUCAAAGAAGACGGCCUGGGAAUCCCCUUGCCGCCAGACUUGGUGACUCUAGUGGAACAAGACGAGAUGAAGUAUUUGACCGAGCAGUAUGCCUUCACCAUGCCAGAACCCCCACAGAUGGUAAAUCACGGCAAGAACUACAUUACCUCUCUCAGUCAGGUGGUGCAGCAUUUAUCUGAGCGAGCAGAGGAGUUGGGGGUAGAGCUCUUUCCAGGUAUCUCCGUCUCUGAGCUCAUAUACACGGAAAACGGCGAUGCCAUCAAAGGUGUGGCCACCAGAGACGUUGGAAUCGGAAAGAAUGGAGCUCCCUUGGGCUCUUUUGAAAGAGGUAUGGAGUUCCACGCCAGAGUCACCGUUCUAGCCGAAGGGUGCCAUGGGUCCCUUACGAAAAAAGCGAUUUCCAAGUUUGACCUUCGUGCAAACUCCGAUCCACAGACAUACGGUUUGGGUAUCAAGGAGGUUUGGCGUGUUGCUGACGACAAGUUUCAGCCAGGAUUUGUUGGUCACACAAUGGGAUUCCCGUUGUCUCUGGACGUCUAUGGAGGCGGGUUUAUGUACCACUUUGGCGAUGGAUUUGUUGCCGUGGGUCUUGUUGUCGGGCUUGACUACGCCAACCCUUACAUUCUGCCAUAUCAGGAGUUCCAGAAAAUGAAAACUCACCCAUACUACGCUGAUGUGCUUGAAGGAGGCGAGUGUGUGUCGUACGGAGCUCGUGCACUUAACGAAGGUGGGUACCAGUCGAUUCCAAAGCUUCAUUUCCCUGGCGGUGUGCUUGUGGGCUGUUCUGCUGGCUUCAUGAACGUGCCCAAGAUCAAAGGCACUCACACGGCGAUGAAACUGGGAAUGGUCGCUGCAGAAGCCAUUUUCGAGGCAGUGAAAGAAAUGGACGUUGUAGACGAGGAAACAGACUUUGAGGAGCUGCCUCUUGACUUGCAGUCGUACGAGGAAAAUCUCAAGCUGUCUUGGGUCUACGAGGAGCUCUAUGAAGUCAGAAACGUUCGUCCUUCCUUUAACGGACCUUUAGGGUUCCUUGGAGGCCUCGCUCACUCUGGCUUCACUACAUUGGUGUCUAAAGGGUUGGAGCCAUGGACAUUACAGCAUAAGCAUACGGACGCCGAGGCGACCAAACCAGCAUCGGAGUUUUCUCCCAAGGAGUAUCCAAAACCAGACGGGAAGCUCACGUUCGACAUCUUGACCUCUGUGUCUAGAACAGGCACUUACCAUCAGGAAGACGAGCCUUGCCACUUGAGAAUUCCACAACAAAACCACAGAAAGCACGCCGAAAUCUCGUUUCCGAAAUUCAAAGGCAUUGAGCAGAAAUUUUGUCCUGCUGGAGUGUACGAGUACAUCGAGGACGAGGAGGAACCACUUGGAGUGAAGUUCAACAUCAACAGUCAGAACUGCAUUCACUGCAAGACGUGUGACAUCAAAGUGCCUGCUCAGGAUAUCAACUGGGAGGUGCCCGAGGGAGGCGAUGGGCCCAAAUAUUACAUGACCUAG